Macroventuria anomochaeta is the source of this 459-nucleotide messenger RNA. RefSeq lists its product as uncharacterized. NCBI's taxonomy places the organism in Eukaryota, Fungi, Ascomycota, Dothideomycetes, Pleosporales, Didymellaceae. Bases 1 to 459 code for a protein of 152 amino acids. The transcript is spliced from 2 exons. The record is from RefSeq and is a predicted model, not a curated record.
AUGCAGCUCAUCUACAACAUUCUCACCUUCGCCGUCCUCACAUCUGCCCUCCCGCCAUCAGGAAAGCAGAAUCCCAACCACCCCCAGCAGAUCGGCAGAGACGGAGCCCUGAUGACAGCCGGCCAAUGCCACAACGGCCAGCACUACUGCUUCAGUGCGAUCAUCGACGACCUCAGGGCAGCCAAACAAGACAUCCUCCACCAAUACUGCAACCAGAAGUACGAGAGCGACUGGCAGAGCUGCAAUCGGUGCAAGAGGCCGUGGGCCAUGUCUGACUGCUGGGAUGGGCCGGGAGUGUGGGCGAGCGUGUUCGAGUGUACAGGUAUGGAGACGUAUAAGUGGGUGGGGAGGUGCGAGGGCAAGGGUUCGGUAUGCUCUGGAGGAACUUGUCGCUGGGCGAAGGUUGAUGGCGAUGGGAACUUAGCGCUGGUUGGGAACUUGACGCUCACGACAUCAUGA